Molecule: messenger RNA, 789 nt
Organism: Thermochaetoides thermophila DSM 1495
Lineage: Eukaryota; Fungi; Ascomycota; Sordariomycetes; Sordariales; Chaetomiaceae
Product: reductase-like protein
Exons: 1
Coding region: 1-789 (262 amino acids)
Molecular function (GO): oxidoreductase activity
Source: RefSeq, a predicted model, not a curated record
AUGAUAACCCAAACCCUCGCUGUGAACGGCGCAAAAGUCUACAUCGUCGGCCGCACACAAUCCAAGCUGGACCGCGUCGUCUCCAUCUACAACCGGGACAUCGAAGGGGAAAUUAUUGCCCUUCCCGCGGCCGAUGUUUCCUCCAAAGACGACGUCCGCCGCCUAGCAGAUGAAAUCACCCACCGAGAGGGGCACCUCUGCAUCCUAGUUAACAAUGCGGGUAUCACUAGCCAGACGGUGCAGCCCGAGAGCUCGACGGCAGAGGAGAUGAAAAGGAAUUUGUUCGAUAGUGAUAAAUCGACUGCCGAAGACUGGUUACAGACCUAUCAGACGGAUGUUGUGUCCUUAUUCUUCAUGACGACCGCUUUUUUACCGUUACUACAAGCCUCAACGGAAAAGCAUCACGGCUGGUCCGGGACGGUAGUCAACAUAGGAAGUAUCAGCGGGAUAGUCAAGCUCGCGCAGCACCAUUUCGCAUAUAACGCUGCGAAGGCAGCCGCCCAUCACUUGACGAGGAUGUUAGCGGGGGAGAUUGCCGCAGCAGGGCACAAGAUACGGGUGAAUGCUAUCGCGCCGGGAGUUUUCCCAAGUGAGAUGACUGCGGGAGAGAGCGAUGAGUUCCAGAAGAGUCAUUUGGAGAAAGGUAAGUAUGAGAAGAAGGUGCCUGCGGGACGGCCAGGGAGGGAUAUUGACAUGGCGCAGGCGGUGCUGGGGCUGGUGGUGAAUCAGUAUGUGAGCGGGCAAAUUGUGGUUGUGGAUGGGGGAUAUGCGCUAGCGAUGGGGCAGUAA